Messenger RNA from Spirodela intermedia, 1356 nucleotides. The record is from the annotation of a GenBank genome assembly. Lineage: Eukaryota; Viridiplantae; Streptophyta; Magnoliopsida; Alismatales; Araceae.
AUGGAGGUGGGGGCGUUCCUGUGGGAGGACAAGCUAGCGGUGGCGGCGCUGGCGUGGUGCCUGACGGUGGCGCUGGUAGCGUACGCCGCCCGCCGGCCGAAGCGGGUUUACCUGCUGGACUACGCCUGCCACAAGCCCGAGGAUGCCACCAAGUGUAGCUACGAGGCCAGCGAGUACUUCGUCCUGAAGAGCGGCCGGUACACCGCCGACAGCGUGGAUUUCAUGCGCACCAUCUUUCUCAAGUCCGGCCUGGGCAACGAGACCUACGUCCCCUCCUUCCUGUUCGAGCAGGAUGGAGACCCCAGGCUGGCGACGGCGAUCAGGGAAGCGGAGGAGGGGCUCUUCUCGGCGGCGGAUGCGGUGCUGAGGAAGACGAGGAUGGACCCGGAGAUGAUCGACGUGGUGGUGGUCACCUGCAGCAUGCUGUGGCCGGCGCCGUCACUGAGCUCGAUGAUCGUCAACCACUGCAAGCUCCGCCCCGAUGUGAAGACCUUCAACCUCAGCGGCAUGGGUUGCAGCGCAGGGGGCCUGGCCAUGGACCUGGCAGCGCGGAUUCUCCGGCAAAAGUCCGGCGGGUACGCGCUGGUGUUGGCGACGGAGAGCACCAGCCUCAACUGGUACUUCGGGAACAACCGGUCGAUGCUGGUGACAAACUGCAUCUUCCGCGUGGGGGCGGCGGCGGCGCUGCUCACCAGCGACCCGGCACGGCGGCGCAGCGCCAUGAUGGAGCUCGUGCACGCCCUGCGGACCCAUCACGGCGCAAGCGACCCGUCGUUCCAGUCGGCGCUGCAGAGGGAGGACGAGAUGGGCACCGGCGGCGUGGAGCUCAGCAAGGACCUGGUCUGCGUCGCCGGCGCCGCCUUGAGGGAGCACAUCCGCUCGCUGGCUCUGCGCAUGCUCCCCAUCUCGGAGCUGCUGCAGUACGCCUGCGCGGCCGCUCGCUCGGCGGCGCUGCGCGCGGUGGCGACCCGCGGCGCCGCCGCGCAGGGGAAGGUGGCGCAGCCCCCUGUCCCGGAUUUCACGCAGGCCUUCGAGCACAUGUGCUUUCACCCGGGGGGAAAGGCGGUGAUCAACAAGCUGUGGAGGCUGAUGAGGCUCCCGGACGAGAUGGUGGAGCCGGCGAGGAUGACCCUCCACCGCUUCGGGAACACCUCCAGCAGCUCCAUCUUCUACGAGCUCGGAUACUUCGAAGCCAAGGGGAAGCUCAAACGGGGAGACCGUCUCUGGAUGCUGGCUUUCGGCACAGGCUUCAAGGUCUCCAGCCUCGUCUGGGUCGCCCUACGCGACUCCCGAGUUGACCCUGACAACCCCUGGGCCGACUGCGCCCACAUCUACCCUGUCGAGGUCCCGCUCUGA